Molecule: messenger RNA, 792 nt
Organism: Guillardia theta CCMP2712
Lineage: Eukaryota; Cryptophyceae; Pyrenomonadales; Geminigeraceae
Exons: 10
Coding region: 1-792 (263 amino acids)
Source: RefSeq, a predicted model, not a curated record
AUGGUGGAGAUGACAGCGAUGAUGGAGGUGAUGGAGGUGAUGGAGGUGAUGGAGGUGAUGGAGGUGAUGGAGGAUAUAUCAAACCAUCUUUCAAGCACCAUAUCUGAUUCAUGCUGGCUGGCUAACAUUCAUUGUCAAAGAAACUCCUUCAACUUUGACAACGGCUCGAGUUACGAAGGAGAAUGGCGAAAUUUUCUUCCUGAUGGCUAUGGUACAUACAUCUGGCCCAAUGGAUCGAAGUAUGUCGGAUUCUUUGAAGCUGGUUGUUUUCAUGGAGAUGGCAAGCUUUAUGAUAGGAAUGGAAACGGGAAUGUCGAGCACUACUCAGGAAAUAAGUUUCAAGGAAAUUUCCUCAACUCUAGAGCAAAUGGAUCUGGAAAAUACAGCUUUCGCAAGACAGUGGUGGAGGGCGUGUGGGAGAAUGGUCACUUCUCGACAGCAAGACACGACUCAGAGGGCCCACUGACAUGGUUGCUGCCAGAGACUAGUCAUUCGGCGCAGCCUCCGCAGGCAGCUCAACCGGAGCAAACUGAAGCAGGGGCAGCAGGGGACAACAGAAAGCGGCAUUCUUCGGAAUGGAAAGGCAAGGGCCUGGCAGGAGUCACUUUCUCCAACAUAGUGGGCAUGGAUAUAUGGGCACACUGGAUGUCAAGGUGCUUGAGCCUGUCCCUUUCCUCAUCUCCAUAUGACAAGGUGUUGAAGAGUGGAAAACUGGCGCAAAGACGAGCAAAGCCGAAGAGUGGAUCUGGUCCACACUUUCCGUUAGUGCAGGCCCAUGCUGAUCUCAAGUGA